This is a messenger RNA of Magallana angulata, 3324 nucleotides long. RefSeq lists its product as uncharacterized. The coding region runs from base 338 to 2950 and encodes 870 amino acids. The transcript is spliced from 14 exons. The record is from RefSeq and is a predicted model, not a curated record. NCBI's taxonomy places the organism in Eukaryota, Metazoa, Mollusca, Bivalvia, Ostreida, Ostreidae.
GUGGAAGGGCUUUCCCCCUAAGAAUAGCAAUUGAGGAUUAUACAUUUAUCCGUAUCUGUUGUCAUUUAUAAUCAUAGCCCAAAUGCCCCGAUAAACAUAAACGUUUAGUGUAAAACCCACAAACAUGCCUUUAAAAUGGAUAAACAUUUAAUAUCAGAAUGACUUUGUAAAGGCUGCAUAUAUCUGUAAAGCCUUUUUUCAGAACUUGGUCACGGUUAACUGAUAUCACUAGAGCAUCUGAAUCAGUAGACCGGAAACAGGGAGGAUCAGAGUAGAAAACUAUUCCCAAUUUGUUUCGAAAUGAUAGAAUCGGACCAAAUCCAGGUCUAUAUAUUUGAUGGAAUUAAUGAAAAGGAUAGAAAACCCAGUUACUUCUUUUAGUGUGAAACAUGAAAAUAGAUCUUUCCCCGAAAUCAAGGAUAUGAGAUUAAAAUUUAAACGAGGCAGAACUCCAGGUAGCAUGGUCAUCUAUGCCGCAUGGGUACUUAUGUGGGCAGAUGUAUUUGGUAAAGUGCGGUCAGAGAAAGCUACUGUGACGUGUUCUGUUAGUGGCAGCAACAAUCAAAUUCUAGAAAUGACGUUGAAUGUAUUAAAAGAAUUUGACGUCAUAUCAGCAGUGACUGUUUAUACAGCGAAGGAGGAGGACCCAACGCUAAGCAAACCAAUCGAAAACGAUAGCUGCCGAGUGGCGGGAAACGGAGAAGAAGCCACGCCCUUUACUAUGACUGUAUCGUUUGAUGCUACCUUAGUUAAUUAUCCAUGUGGGGUUGCAGUGAUCAAUAUAAACGAAUAUCGGCUUCGACUACGCACAUUCGAACACCCUGGAGUGAAAUCUACGAAUGAUGUGUUUUUAGAUGCUGUGUGCGACCGAUCAGCUGGGAGUCAAACACUUAAAAUCUUACCUCAACCUGCGUUCGUACCUCCAGAAUCAAAAGUGCUAAGAUUUGAAUUAAUGUCCAACCAGAGUAGCUCUGUUACUUCAGUAAAUCUCGGGGAAAGUGUGUAUUUCAAAGCGGAGUAUUACUACAACAACGAAUACAGGGUGGGAACCUGUGGCUAUGAUUUUUGGUUGGCUCUUCCGCAGGACUCCGAUCCUUUCUUUGAUUUUACUCGCUACCUGAUAGUGACCCACCGACAACAAGACCCUGUCAAUGCCUCCUAUGUUGACUCCAGUGGCAACGAGACCUUUCUAAAUUUUGUACUGAACUUUUCUCAACAAAAGCUAGCGAUAGCUCCUCAUGCUGGCGUGGAGCGAGUGAGUGAUAAAUCUCUUCACCUCACCUCCUCCCAUCAGAUAUGUGUUCAAUCGUUCAACUACUUAACAGUGCAGAGUACGACCAUAUUUACCGUAUUCCCAACAAACAGUUUGGGAAAAGAAUACAUCAUCAAUAAACUCUUUCAGAGUAAUACUGUAGUAAUUCUCGCUACUGACCGGGAAACAGAUAUAACACUACAAGGCGAUGUCGCCAAACUGGAUGUUCCAUCAUCUCUUACUGGGCUUGUUCCUUUCGAAUCGCUGCAAAUUGUUGCUAAAGAGGAUGUCACUAAACUCAGAAUCAUCUCUACUAAACCAGUCGCCAUUUUCAUGGGUUCUCAGAAAACUGUUUCUAAUCCGGACGGAUUUGCAGAACAAUUAUCCGAUACGUCAAAUAUGGGAUCACACUUUCUAUUUUUUCCAGCUUAUGGGGAAAUCGUAUGCACGUCGUCUACGGCAAAUACAGUAUUAAGUUAUGUUUGCAAAGAUGGUUUAUCAGAAGAAAGGACUAUACAACAGCAUGAUAGUACAGUCUUCACAGCCUCAAGUUUACAGUACUGUAUAAUAGAAUCCAGCGCCCCACUUUCGUGUGGACAGUACUUUAGUUCCGUUAUAAACGGACCAGUCAAAGGCUAUAUGAACAUACCUCCUCGGUCUCAAUGGUCCACACAUUAUACGUUUGGAGCCUUUGUCAAUGUGGAAUAUGAGAUCAUUAUCGUGAUUGAGGAUGGCUACCAAAAUAACCUCAACGUUAGUGGAACCUUUGCCGGUGUAAUGGAGGGAUCUACCUUAUCGUGGACAAGUGCUGUUCGACACUCAGGAAUCACCUAUGUUGGCUUGACCUUUCAAAUAGGUAAAUUAUUUGGACCGAUAGUACAGGUUUCCCAUCCAAGCAAGUCUUUUCUUGUACUACUGCGGGAUAAUAGAGAAUUAUCUGUGACAAUUCCACCAAAGUCAUUUCUAACCAACGUGUGGAAAUGUAGCCAGACUUUGGGUUUCAGUGGAGAUCUAGUGGACAGUGAUUGUGAUGGGAGUGCAGACGAAGACAGGGAUAUCAUAACAGGAUCUGAGCCCUAUGACUUGGCAGGGUACACGCAAGGACUAAAACCUGCAGGCGAAAUCCGUUUUGCAAAUUGUAUUGCAAAAUCAAACAAUGAUUGGGAUGAUGGUGGACCAACCAUUCCUUUUAUUGAUGAAAAUGGGUGCCCAGUGGACAGUGAACUGUUCUCUAUAAAUGCAACCUUCUCCGAAAUAACUGCAAACAGAUUGCAUUAUCCGAGACUCUUUUCAUCCGGGUAUCUAGAGAGCGCUAGAUUUUCCGGAAGUACUGAUGUGUACUUUCAAUGUCAAGUUCUUCUCUGCUACGAUUACACAGGAAAAUGUUUUGAGAACGCAUGUGGAGUUGGUUCUGGAUAUAUCGGGAACAAAUAUGACCGGAUGUACGUAGAACAGAAGUUGAAAGUGUUAUAUAGCACGGAAAAACCCCUCCGUCGUAAACGUGAAGACACCAGUAGCAGUGCACCAGAAACAAGCACGGAUACAUACGUCAUCAUAUGUGUGACGUCCUUCAUUCCCCUGGUGCUGUCUUUGGCCGUCACGCUGGUUCUCUACAGAAAAUUUCUCUUCCUGAUUGAUGAAACGAUGAGUCAUUCCUCUCGUGGACUGCAGCUGGAAUCAAACAGCAAUAGGCUCUAAGCAGAAAAUGACAUCAGAGGGAAGCUCACCUCAAGAUGUCACUAAGCGGCCCGUCCAUCGAGUCCACGGGGGAACAACUGUUUGAUCACAAUGAAGAACACGAAUCGUAAUGUCUAAAAGACUUUAUUUAUUUGAAAAGGGUCUAUAGGCGAUGGUUCAUAUGAAUCGAUACCACGAUCGUAGUUUUGAAUUUGUCAGGUCUUUUUAUGUACAUAUUGCUUAUUUGGUUGUGGAUUAACUUUGCUUCCAGAUACAUUGAAUGUUAGAAGGAUGUUUCUGUUAUUGUUACAAACAUGGCAACUAUAAUUUAUUUGUAUGUACAUUUUUGUUGAUGUGUGUUGAUUGUGUACACAAUAAAGCUCAUUAGUCAUUAG